GAUGGAAUUAGUGAGGAUGUUAAUAAUGGUGAUGAUGCUGCUAUUGCUAUUGCUGUUGUUGCUGCUGUUGCUGUUGCUGUUGCUGUUGCUGUUGCUGUUGCUGUUGCUGCUGACAAUGCUGAUGAUGAUGCUUUGGUUGUAGUAUUUUUGUCGUCGCUGUUGUUGCUGUUGUUGCUGUCGUUGGUACUGAUGCCGAUGGUAAUAAUGAUGCUGGGAUAUAAGGAUGAUGAUAUUGGUACUGGUAGUAUCGCUAGUUGCGAUAUGUUGUUGGUGUUGGUAGUGGUCGGUAAGAAAAUGGUAAAAUUAGAUUGA
This is a messenger RNA of Enterobius vermicularis (human pinworm), 312 nucleotides long. The record is from the annotation of a GenBank genome assembly. Lineage: Eukaryota; Metazoa; Nematoda; Chromadorea; Rhabditida; Oxyuridae.